This is a messenger RNA of Thrips palmi, 9917 nucleotides long. It is a transcript of the gene faf, whose product is annotated as probable ubiquitin carboxyl-terminal hydrolase FAF-X. Gene Ontology annotation, biological process: cell migration; protein deubiquitination. Gene Ontology annotation, cellular component: cytosol; nucleus. The record is from RefSeq and is a predicted model, not a curated record. Bases 543 to 8771 code for a protein of 2742 amino acids. Lineage: Eukaryota; Metazoa; Arthropoda; Insecta; Thysanoptera; Thripidae. The transcript has 44 exons. Gene Ontology annotation, molecular function: cysteine-type deubiquitinase activity; cysteine-type endopeptidase activity.
AACAAAUUGGUUGUGACUAAAUUGAUCCAGAGUAUUUUCAAUAUAAUUUAAUAAUAGUUCUCCUUUAUUUUGAGCUUUAGGGAGGGGAGAAGUAUCCAGCCAGCUGAUUUUGUCAGAAAGUAGUUCGUAUUAUUGUAAACAUGCGAUCACAACAAAAAAGGAACGUAGAAGAUACGUCCUCUUAAAGGGAAGUUGACUUCACCAUCUUGCCCAGUUCCUAAAAAUGGGACAAUAACUAGUGAACGCAAGAGUCUUUCUUAAAUUAAGAUACAUUUCACAAGGUCGACGCCUAAUAUCCUUGCGCGGAUGUCACCGGUGGUUCGUUAUCGUGUUUAUUGUACCACUUCAUUUAUGUCAAAUAAUUCUCGAACCUUUUAUAUGAUUCUUAAGGAUGAUUUAGUAUAGUUUUUAAAUUGAACCCAGAUAGUCACUACUAGUGCCACCACACCAGACCAAUCUCUUAGUGGGAGAACAGAGAACAUUGUUCUGCCCACACUUGUGAAACAUGUUUGUAUUCCAAGGCACUACAAUAUAGAUACAUUAUGACUAUUGCUACGAGAGGACAGGGUGCUCCACCUGACACAGAUGAAAGUGGGCAGUCCAGCAGUCCGGUGGGCAGCCAUGAUCAGCCAGUUCAGGAUGUGAACAUGGAAGAUUGUGGAAUUGAUGUUGAGGGAGAAGAUGGCAGUGGCGAACCUGACUUCCCUCAUGAUUUGCUUGCCACUCUGGAUGACAAAAUAACCAGUCCAAGAUGGGUUGUACCAGUUUUACCAGAGCAGGAAUUGGAAACACUCAUGCAAGCUGCCAUAGACUUAUCAAAGAAAGGAUUGGACACUCGUAGUGAAGCAUGUCAGCGUUUUUUUCGAGAAGGCCUCACCAUAUCAUUUACCAAGAUUUUAACUGAUGAUGCUGUGAACAGCUGGAAAUUUAAUAUUCAACAUUGUAUUCUACAAAACUGUGAACGCUUGGUAGAGCUUUGUGUUGUCAAGCUAGCAGAUGAUUGGUUUCCUUUGUUAGAGCUUCUCGCCAUGGUGUUCAACCCCAAUAGCAAAUUUCAUGUAUUUAAUGGUGCACAUCCUUCCGAAACUGUUCCCCCUGGAUCAAAUAUACCUGAUGAACAGAUAUUUGCUAGGAGUCCACCUGAUACAAGACAGCCAAGAGGGUGGCUGGUGGAUUUAAUCAACAAGUUUGGUCAUCUGGGUGGUUUCCAGAUUCUGCUAGAUAGAUUUCAAAAUGGUCAGAAACUGUCUGUGACCACAAUAUAUGCUCUUAUCAGGCCAUUUGGGCUAUGCCAUGAACAUCUUACUGCUCACACAAUUACAAAAUACCUCAUGCCAAUUGUGGAAAUGGUACCACAAAUUCUGGAUAAUUUGACUGAUGAUGAGCUGAAAAAGGAAGCCAAACAUGACACCAAGAAUGAUGCUAUAUCAGCAAUAAUAAAAGCAUGCAAGUGCUUAGUUUCUCGUAUACCAAAUCAAGAAGAGAUUAUAAAAAAUUUAGAAAUCUUCCGGUUGAAGAUAAUCCUUAGGCUACUUCAAAUUUCAACGUUCAACGGUAAAAUGAGUGCUUUGAAUGAAGUAAACAAGGUCAUUGCCAGUGUGACCUACUAUCCCCAUAGGCACUCUGGCCCUGAAGAGGAAGAAUGGCUGACCGCGGAACGCAUGGCUAGAUGGAUUAAAGACAAUCAUGUUCUUGAAAUUGUACUCAGAGACUCAAUGCAUCAAAUUCAGUAUGUUGAGAAGUUAGAGAAAAUCUUGCGGUUUGUCAUUAAAGAGCGAGCCUUGACUCUCACAGACCUCGAUAAUAUUUGGGCUGCUCAAAAUGGAAAACAUGAAGCUAUUGUCAAAAAUGUUCAUGAUCUGUUGGCAAAACUUGCAUGGGAUUUUCUGCCUGAACAACUGGAUCAUUUAUUUGAAUGUUUUCAGGCAAGCUGGAAAACAGCUGACAAGAAACAGCGAGAAAAGCUUUUGGAAUUAAUUCGGAGGUUAGCCGAAGAUGACAAGGAUGGUGUGAUGGCUCACAAAGUUUUGACUCUAUUCUGGAAUUUAGCUCAUGAUGAUGAUGUACCUAAUGAGAUAAUGGAUCAAGCACUGACAGCGCAUGUUAAGAUCCUAGACUACAGCUGCUCUCAGGAGCGAGAUGCCCAGAAAACUGUGUGGUUAGAUAAAUGUGUGGAGGAGCUAAAAACCAGUGACAAGUGGGUCUUACCUGCUCUGAAACAAAUCAAAGAGAUUUGCUGCCUGUAUGAACCAACUCCAACAAUGAACCACGGGCAAAGGAGUCAUCAUACCUCAUAUCGGCAAGAAAUAAUUGAACGCCUUCAACAAAACCACAUGCUAGUGAUAUUAGUAACGAAUAGUCUAACCUCCUACAUGGAUAAGGCAAGACAAGUAGCCAAAGCAAAUGUUUCUUUGGACCCCAAUAACUAUUUUCCGGACAAACGGUUCAAUCAUCUUGCGCAGGUUCAGGAUAGGCUAAACUUUUUGCGCUUCCUCUUAAAGCAGGAUGGACAACUUUGGCUUUGUGCGGACCAAGCAAAGCAAAUCUGGCAGGCGUUGGCCGAGGAUGCAGUUUUUCCUUCUGAUAGAGAAGCAUGCUUUAAAUGGUUUUCUAAGCUCAUGGGUGACGAACCUGAUCUGGACCCAGCCAUCAAUAAGGACUUCUUUGAAAACAAUAUAUUGCAACUUGAUCCCACAUUGCUGACUGAAAGUGGAAUGAGGUGUUUUGAAAGAUUUUUCAAAGCAGUUAACACCAAGGAAGGGAAGCUUACAGCAAAACGGAGAUCAUUUAUGAUGGAUGAUGUUGACCUCAUUGGCACUGAAUAUCUAUGGAGGGUGGUAACAAAUAGUGCUGAUGAAAUAGCUAAUCGUGGUAUAGAACUUCUCAAAGAUGUGAAUACAAAUUUAGGCCCACAGCUUCAAACUCAGCUAGUAAAAUUUCAUGAAAGUUAUGUGUCAGAGUGUUUAUGCCGGCUUCGUGCGCAUUAUGACACAAUUACAAUACUGAGUAGUUGUGGGGAUUCAGAUGAAGAUCCAGUAUUGGCCAGUAAAAGGUUACAAGCAGAGGCGGUUAAAUUAUGCCGAGUCAUGAAAGUAUUGCAAGAGUACAUAAGUGAAUGUGAUAAUGACUUUAAUGGAGAAAGGAAAAUUCUGCCUCUUCAGAGAUCAUGUCGGGGAAAGCACCUCAUCCUUAUUGUUAGGUUUUCAACACCUGGCAGACAGUCUGAAGAUGUUGAUGUCUAUACUCACAGUAAUGACACGCUUAUAUCACUUCGCCGUCAAGUUCUACGUCGCAUCAAAGCUAGCGGUGUUAAUGUGAAAUUAGACCUCUUCGUCAAUGGCGAAAUCCUUGAUCCAGCCGAAGAUCACAAACUUCUCUCUCAAAUUCCUCUGAGAAAUAAGGCUGUUUUGACUGCAAAACUAUGUCAAUCCAAUACAAAUAUGCCCAGUUCACCAGAUUCAAGCUCUGAUAGCUCAACCGGCUCUCCACAGCACCCUUAUGAUGGUCCAAAUUCUGAGGCAGAAAAUUGUUUGCCGGGCGUUCUUAUGUCACAACAACCAAGCUAUGUUCAGUUCUUCUUUCAAGUUGCUGAUCUUGGGUGUGCAAUCAAAAAUGCUCCUCUACGAGAUGGUGCACGUAUGUUGCUCAGUCUAGUCCCUCCAGAUACCCUCACAGUUCAACGUCUUACAGCUCUAUUUAAAAACUUUGCUGCCAACGGGGUUGAGGAAAGUGUCCCAAUAGGAGGUGACCUUCCUGGUCAAACUACAACAUCAUUACCCUCUCCACUGUUACCACCUCCAACUAUUGAACACAUGUUUUUCCACCAGUCUCCCUCUCAAGUAUUGUACAAUUUAGAAGUCAUGUAUGCAUUGCUCAUGCCUGCAUUAGAUACAGCUUCAGACAAAGGCUUGGAGUUUCUAUACAACUUUGUGAAAAGUGGAGUUGCAUCAGUUAUUUUAGAUAUGCUAACCAGACCGAAUUUUCUGCCCUCGGCAGACAUUGCAACCAAGAGGUCUGCCUACUUGACUUUGCUGAAAAUAUGUAAAUUACUUCUGACUGUGGUUGUUAUUGUUGUUGCCCACAUUUUGGAUUUCUCACAAGACAAGCUUCAAGCUUUUCUUGAGCCUCAAAAUUUAUCUAGUUUAAAUAAUAUCAUAUCCUCAUCCCAGCAUCGUAUCCCCGCUCAGAAUGACAAAGACAUUAAUGAUUCAGCGGAUAGGAACACUGAGGACAGUGAAACUGAUAAAGAUCGACAAUAUUUUGCUUUACUGAAACAAAUAAUGCAUAACAUACCAAAUACCACUGACACCAUGUUAUGGACUGUCGGUGUAAAGCUUGGGACAUCCAUUGCAAAGCAGAUGGGAUCAGGAAGUGAGGAACACAGUAGGGCUAGGCCCAUGUUUGUACAAGCGCUCACUGGUAAACUGCCUGACUUGAGCACAAUUCAAGCGGUGAUCAAUUUAGCCUGGGCUGCCAGCAGUGGCAGUAUUGAGAUGGCUAAUGCCCCACCUGACCAACUGCAUGCAUUACAUGAAAGAAACAUUGACAAAUCUCUUGAACAGGACGAUGUUUUAGUUUCCAAGGAAGCAUUGGAAGUCUUAUCAAUGUCUCUAGUGUUAAAUGUAAAAAUUUUGUAUAGACUAUCCAAAGAUGAAAUGUGGCAUAAGUUCAUUAUUGAUUCAGUUCUGCUCUGCAAAAACAGGUCUGUUAGGCUUUGCAUUGUUGAUCAAAUUCUCACCAUCCUUACCUGGUGUAAUGCAUCAUCGCAACCCUUGCAAGAUUUCAUUGCUCUUCUGUUUAGUGUGCUAAACACCACUGUUGUUGAAAAUGCAUCCAGAUCACAUGAGUAUUUUCAGCUUCUUUGCCGAUUAAUAAACUGUGCAUUUGUGUCCAACUGUCCCUUACCUGAAGCCGAAUCCCUUCUUAAUGAUGAAAUUGUGUGGUUGAAAAAAGUGAAGGCCAAUGUGAAAAUGACAGGAGAGACGCAAGUGGAUGAAGCAGUUUUAGAAGGCCAUUUGGGUAUCGCAAAGGAGUUGCUGUCUUUUAUGUCUCCUGAGAAAAAAUUUGAAUUAGGUUCAGAUGAGUCCAAGGGCAUUUUACUUAUUAAGGAGUUGGUUGAAGAUUUUGUAUUCCCGUCGUCACGCCUGAUGUUACAUCUUCAGAAAACAGGGCAGUUGUCUCAAGACCAGGCGAUUCCAGUUUGUACUACCCCAGGGACCCUCACAAUGGCAUUUGAUUUCCUUGCUGCUCUGUGUGUAGAAUGUGUGCACAACAUGCGCUUAUUAGUGGAAAUGCUCUCUGAAAUGUUUUAUUCAGAACGAGAUGAUCCUUUAGUUGAGUGGGACUAUCUGCCUCCUGUUGGUCCAAGACCUUCCAAAGGAUUUGUGGGGCUUAAGAAUGCUGGUGCAACAUGUUACAUGAAUUCAAUCCUGCAGCAGCUAUACAUGCUUGAAAAUAUCCGUGUUGGAAUUUUGGCUGCUGAUGGUGCAGCCACAGACUUAAAUGAGGACUUCAGUGGAGAGGAUCGCCUGGAAGUAGAAAUUAACAUAGAUCUGACCGACAGUGAAUCUAGUGAUGAUAGUAAAUCUGCUGAAGAAGCACGCAAAGAGUAUAACAUUGGUAUUCUCAAACAAGUUCAAGCUAUCUUUGGACACUUGGCUUAUAGUAAGCUGCAGUAUUACGUUCCAAAAGGCCUAUGGAAACAUUUUAAGUUACAAGGUGAGCCAGUUAACCUGCGAGAACAGCAAGAUGCAGUUGAAUUUUUCAAUAGCCUUGUGGAAUGUGUUGAUGAAGCCCUAAAAGCCCUGAAUUUGGAACAAAUUAUGAUAAAGACUCUUGGCGGGUCUUAUUCAGACCAAAAAAUAUGUAAAGGGUGUCCCCACAGGUAUUCUAGGGAAGAAUCAUUUAGUGUUCUAAGUGUGGAAAUUAGAAACCAUCCAACUCUGUUGGAUUCUUUAGAACAGUAUGUUAAAGGCGAGCUUCUGGAAGGUGGAGAUGCAUAUCACUGUGAUAAAUGUGACAAGAAGGUUGUCACAGUCAAAAGGCUGUGUGUGAAGAAACUUCCACCUAUCCUUGCCAUUCAACUGAAGAGGUUUGAAUAUGAUUAUGAGAGGGUUUGCCCUAUUAAAUUCAAUGACUAUUUUGAGUUUCCUCGAGAUUUAGACAUGGAACCCUACACAGUUAUGGGACUUGCAAAACAGGAGGGGGAAAUGAUUGACUGUGAUUAUGAUGAGAUUUCAAAGGAUGUUUGCACUAAGUAUCAGCUGACAGGAAUUGUGGUGCACAGUGGACAAGCCAGCGGGGGACACUAUUAUUCUUAUGUUUUGAAUAGACAGGCUGACGGAACUGCCAAGUGGUACAAAUUUGAUGAUGGUGAAGUCACUGAAUGCAAAAUGGAAGAUGAAGAAGAAAUGAAAACGCAAUGUUUUGGUGGCGAUUACAUGGGGGAGGUAUUUGAUCACAUGUUGAAACGCAUGAGCUUGAGACGUCAGAAGAGAUGGUGGAAUGCCUACAUGCUUUACUACACUAGGCUGGAUGUUGAAGAAAAUUCACUAAUGAAGAGUCUCAAUGAAUUGUCUCUUUCGGAUACCAAGCUUGCCAUAAUGAAAAUGCCACCGGCCAUUGAAAGGAGUGUGCGCAAACAGAAUAUCAAGUUUAUGCACAACAGAAAUCAGUUCUCACCAGAGUACUUCCACUUUGUCCGUAAACUAGUCUCUUCAAAUAUUCCUAAUAGGCAACAAAAUUCUGAUAAACCUAAUUUAGAUGCUGAGCCCCUCUCUAUGCUGAGUGUCCAGUUGGCUGCUCGUUUCUUGUUUCACACCGGAUUCCACACAAAGAAAACCCUGAGAGGUGCAGCCAUGGAUUGGUUUGAUGUCUUGUGCCAUCAUUUAAGGGCUUUCAAGAGUGUUCGUUCGUGGUUUGCUACCAACAUUCUGUUCCAGCACCCCCAUAGGUUUUGUGAGUACUUGUUAGCCUGUCCCAGUGCUGAAGUAAGGUCAGCAUUCAUGAAGAUAAUAGUCUUCCUAGCACACUUUUCUCUGCAAGAUGGACCUUGCCGACCACCUAAUCUGAAUGCUCCAGUUGUUCUGUACAAACCGAACACCACACUGAGCGACCAUCUCCUUCAUGCCGUGCUGCAUCUGUUGGACAAGGAGGUUUCAGAACAUGGGCGUAACUUGACCCACUAUUUUUCCCUAUUUCAAACCUAUGCUUCACUUGGCAUCCAAGAGCGAACUCAGCUUCUCAAUCUGGAUGUGCCAGUUAAAUUUAUGAGAGUUGCAUUAGAUGAGGGGCCUGGACCAAAUAUCAAGUACCAGUGUCCAGAACUCACAAAAUUACAUCAAGUUGUCUCUCAACUAAUUCGCUGUUGUGAUGUUAGCAGUAAAUGUAAUUCUUCACAUUCUGGUCAAGCACUUCUUCCCAACCCCUAUGCAGAGCCUUCAAGUCAAGAUUACAUAAUGCCCAUUCGCCCUGCAGAGGCAGAGUAUCUCUUCAGCCGCAAGCCAUAUGUAAAGAAGCUCAUAGAAGAUGCCAAUCUAUCCGAGGACACUGUCAAACUUUUACACUUCUGCUGCUGGGAAAAUCCUCAGUUCUCAAGAACUGUUCUCAGUGAACUGUUAUGGCAGAUAGCUUCCGCAUACUGUCAUGAACUUCAUCAUCAUAUGCAAUUACUGUUAAAUAUGAUGCUAAUGGAGGACUCCUGGCAAAUUCAGCGUAUCAAUAAUGCACUUAAAGGUAUACCUGAAGAGCAGGAUGGUCUCUUUACCACAAUACAGCGUAACAAGUCUCAGUAUCAGAAACGAUCAUAUCAGUGCAUCAAGUGCCUUGUUGUCCUCUUCUCAAAGUGUGAAGUUGCAAUGAAUGAACUAAAGAAGAGUUCAGAACUCAGACGAAAGUGGGAUCUCUCUGUAGCGUGGCUGCAAGAUGAAUUGAAUCGGCGCCCUUAUGCUCCUAGUACUCAGUACAGCUAUAAAAACUGGUCUCCUCCCACACAUUCUAAUGAAUCAACAAAUGGUUUUUUCUUGGAGCGUUCUAAUAGUGCUCGAAUGACAUUAGACCGUGCUGUUGCAAUUUGCCCUGCAGAGGAUGUUGUGCCGGAAGACUUAGUGGAAGAUGAUGAAUCCUCUUCUCAGCAAUUAAGCAAAGCUCAGUUACCAGUCAAAUCAUGGAGGAAAACUCGACCAUGUUAUUUUGAAGAUGUAUCCAAUUACUCUUAUGACUACAAUCCUGGCCGAUUUGACUUUUCACCUGUGCGAGAUGUUGCCCCUCGCUCUGAUGCCUCACCAGAUGUUGCUCCCAUUUUUGAAGUUGCACUUGUCUCUGAGGUUGGCCAAGGCGGCACACAGGUGACUGAUGCUGCUCCAUCAGGUGCACCAGAUGUCACCUCAGCACCUAAUGUAUCCCCUGCCUCAAGUGUUGCAUCUGACAUACCACCAGACAUACCUUCAGAUGUAACUUUGGGUCUGGACAGCAAUGCACCUGAUGCAUCUUUGUCCUCUGACGCAGCACCUGAAUCGACAGACCUGACAACAGAAUCUGAUAAUUCUACUGUCAUUGAUGUUGAUCAGUCUGUACCAGCUACAAGUAUCACAACUCCAAAAGGAUUUAGCCCUGCUACCAAAGCACCAUCGUCCAUUUUUUUGAAGUCCGAGCAAGAAGAAGCUGAUCCUGAUGCUGUGCUCCAGUGGCAGUGGAGAGUCUUAACCAGCAAUUCGACUGCACCCACUAAGAACAGUGAACAGUCUCCACCCCCCAAAAUAAUCAAAGAUUGAUGAAUCAUGAUGGAGAAGAUCCUGUGUUACAAACGGUGCUUUCGGCUCAACUGACUGAACCUUGUGUUUCAACUUGUGUUUCAAUUGUUAAGAUAGUCCACUACCUACAUGUGUGAUAUGUUUUUUCUAAGGUUGACACUUUGUCCUCUUGGCCAAAAAAAAAAGUCAGUUUUUACAUAAUUUUUUUCAUUUGAUACAUAUGAUGCCAUAAUUCAAACGUAUGACGACUGUGCACUUCAAAUUAGGAUAUGAAAUUCAGUGAUGCUUGGACUGAUUGAGACUUGUAAUUAAAAUAACUUAAGUGUUCAACAUAUAUUUGCCAUUUAUGGCUAAAGACUCAACCUACUGGUUGUUGCCUGUGGCUUUUGUUGACAUGGCUCUGUUAAAUCAUUUACAUCUUGUUUGGUUGGUUUAAUAUAUGUUUAUGCUGAAGUUGCAAAGUUAUUUGUUGCUCAUGCUGUGAGCAGCCUUCCGUGGAAGUUUUUUCGUCAGAUUUGUUUUUCCUUUUUUUUGUACAUUGCAUUUGGGCUGUUGUUUUAAUGAAUCCAAUGGCUUUGCUCAUUUUCCUUUUAUAAUUUUAUUAUUAGCAUUUGUGAUUGCAAAUACGUGCUGUGUUAAUUUCUAUCAUCUGAUUUGUAUGUAGGAUGUGAUUGCACUGAGAGCAGUCAAUGGCUGCUUGAUUAGGAACAGACAAAACCAAUUUUUAUUAAAAUUCUUAAUUUGCUGUAUCUUUGUACAGAAAAAAAUUGUACCAAAAUUAUUUUUUGCCAAAUUUUCAUAACUUUGGGCUACAAUUAAUUUAUCUCAUGUUAAGGGUUUUUAAUGUAAAGAAUAAAUUGAAGUUGUAAUUUUGCUCUCAGUUUUGCCAUGAUGUUGUGAAGAGGAACUUGGUUAUGAAGAGGAACCUAGUCUUGAAAGUUAAUACUGAGGUGAAAUAAUUUUUUUUCGUACGAAAAAAAUGGUCUGCAUUUUGCAGCAUUGUCACACCAAUAUUUAUUGACUUGAUUAUACAGAUAUUUAUUCAUUGUUUUAAGGUGUAAGUAUGCAAAUAAAAAAACAACAUUUGUAAACAUGUAAUCCUUGUCAAUGAAUUGUGCAAACCGUUGUUCUUUUUGAGGAGGAAACAAAGCACUUGUCUAUUUAUGA